Messenger RNA from Protobothrops mucrosquamatus (brown spotted pit viper), 1282 nucleotides. RefSeq names its product uveal autoantigen with coiled-coil domains and ankyrin repeats. Gene Ontology annotation, cellular component: membrane. The record is from RefSeq and is a predicted model, not a curated record. Gene Ontology annotation, biological process: vesicle-mediated transport. The transcript is spliced from 4 exons. NCBI's taxonomy places the organism in Eukaryota, Metazoa, Chordata, Lepidosauria, Squamata, Viperidae. Gene Ontology annotation, molecular function: actin binding. Bases 97 to 1194 code for a protein of 365 amino acids.
AAACAUAUUGAGGAAAUCAGAAAGUUAACAGCUGGGAUCCUGGCUGUCCAAAAUGAUCUGCAGCAAAACUAUAUCCUUGCAGAGAAGUACCAUGAAAUGGAGGGAAUGUUGGCAAGCAAGGUGGAUGACCUGAACAAGGAGUUAAGGGAGCUGCAGCAAAAGUUUGCUGAGGUCACAGGAGAGAAGGAGAGGCUUCAGGAGGAGAGUGCCAGGCAGCGCUCAGAGGUGCUCCUCAUGCAGAGCCGCUUGCAGGGCCAGUAUGUUCCUCUGGAGCAGGUGGAGGCCCAGGAGAGGAAGCUCAGCUGCACCAUUGAGGACCUGAAAGCAGAACUUGGCAGCCAGGCAGCCAGAAGCCAGCAAGAGCUGCAAAGAGCGCAAGAGCUGCAGCAGGAACUGGCCCAUCUACAAGCCACCUCAGUGCCUCUGGCAGAACACUCCCAAAUCAGAGAAAGGCUGGAGAAGGAACUGGCGGUCCUGCAGUCCAGAUGGAGAGAGAAGGAGGAAGAAGAAAGCCAAACCAGAAAAGAAGAGGUCUCCCAGCUGCACUCUGAACUUCAGAGCACAAAGCAAGCGCUAAGCAAGCUGGAGAAGAGAGAGGUGGUGGAGGCAUCUGAGCACAAGAGGGUGAGAAGCAGGCUGGAAGGCCAGGUGAGCAGCCUGGCUGAGAAACUGGCUGAGCUGACUAAAAAGAUGGAGAAGCUGCAGGACGAUUCGCUGGAGGCAAAUGCAGAGGAGCCAUCCUUGAAGGAUGAGAAGGAGCUGCUUCAGCCAAGAAACGUCAACAUUGAGCAGGAAAUCAAAGACCAGAAAGAGCGGUGUGACAAGUCUCUGAGCACCAUCGUGGAGUUGCAGAAAAGGAUCCAGGAGUCUGCCAAGCAGGUGGAGGCCAAAGAUAACAAGAUAACGGAACUUCUCAAUGAUGUGGAACGGCUCAAGCAGGCCCUUAAUGGCCUCUCACAGCUUACCCACAACAUUCCUACAAAGAAGCAAAACCCACAGACGGAAGUGCUCCAGAACCAGGUGGAGACUCUACAGCAGCAGCUGGCUGAUGCUGAGAGGCAGCACCAGGAAGUCAUCUCAAUAUACCGGACACACCUUCUUAGUGCUGUUCAGGGUCACAUGGAUGAAGACGUGCAGGCAGCCCUGCUCCAGAUCAUCCGCAUGCGGCAGGGACUGAUUUGCUACGGGAAUUGAGGCUCUAGCUGGCUCUUUAGGCUGCAGGCAACUUUGCCAACUUCUUAACGUCCCUUAGUGCUUAGGAGUUGGUAACUCCCCCCCCUCC